Molecule: messenger RNA, 4203 nt
Organism: Camponotus floridanus (Florida carpenter ant)
Lineage: Eukaryota; Metazoa; Arthropoda; Insecta; Hymenoptera; Formicidae
Product: fibroblast growth factor 17
Exons: 5
Coding region: 933-1691 (252 amino acids)
Molecular function (GO): growth factor activity
Source: RefSeq, a predicted model, not a curated record
GGCGAGCGGCCAGGUAAGCCGACGAGCCGACACUAGUGGGGCUGACUUGCGCGUCUUCGAGCCGUCGGGAUACACGACGAGCGGCACUGUUGUUGUAUCUUACCGUCGUGCUACGCGUGUUACGUUGUCGGGUCCGUCGCAUUGUCGUCGUCGUAGUCGUUCCGUCGUGGUGUCGCUACGUUGAACGAUCCGGAUGCAUCUUUAUCCGCCUGUAUCUCGCGGCCUCCUCCGUCCCUUCCUCUCUCUGCGCACGACGAAGGGCGCGAUCGCUCCUAAGGGUUGAUCGCGCGUCGCGCCGACAAGAGCGCGAGUUUCCUUCCCGCGCGUUUUCCAGAGCACCGUGAAGUUGGCUACGUUCGCCGCCAUCCCUGCCUCGACGACAGAACGUUGGCGCGCUUCCAAGCGACUUGACGUACCGGCCACGUUGUCGUCGACCGCCGCUGGUCUCGAGAGCACGCUUUCGUUGCCAUUGUUCGUUGUUGAUCGUUCCCAUUAUCGGGGUGAUGAACGACAAGUUUCGCACGAUCAAGCGGACUCGCUUGAAUAUGCGCGAUUGUGUCUCGCGACGUGCAGCUGCCAUUGACGCGAUUCGCUCGGUUAACAGCACCGGUGCCUGUGUGUAAUACAAGCAGUGCCGCAGACGCGAUAGUGACGCGACGGUGAACGCCUGGCUUCGGAGCGGCUCGGAAUUUACUCCUGGUAUCGAUAUCGAGGCGUAGUAAUUUGUGUAACAACUUUGUGCGCGAACAAUCGAGCAUCGUCGAUCGGGCUCGAUCGGAAGAAUCGCAAAAGUGAAGCGCGAAGUGAGCCACGAGGAGGGCAAAGAGUGACAAAGAGGGACAGCGGCGUCGUUAGAUGCGAGGAUUUUAAAAGCAGCUCCCGGAGGCCAGCCCGACGCAAUGCGUCGACGCUGCUGACGCAAACGCGCCUGGAUGCGUCUCACUCUUAGCACGUUACCACAGCUUGCCGUUUUAGCGAAGAUUUUGUGCCUCCUGAUGGUGGUGAUGUGCGGGGCGGUGCCGGCGAUGGUGCGCUCCGUGAGUCUCUACUCGACUUGCAGCAGCGGCAAUGUUACCGUAAUAGGCCGCUCGAUCAAAGCCAUGAGCCGCAACGAUCACAAUGAUGCACCCUACCAGAAACUCACCACACAAUCGGAAGAUUUCAGUAGGAAGCUGUACAUCUUUGCGGAGAAGAGCCAACGAUACAUUUGCUUCAAUAAGCGGUGGAAACUUGUCGGCCUGCCUAAGAAGCAAAAGGGACCGAUGUGCCAGUUUUACGAAGUAUACAACGGCUCGUAUCUGAGGUACAGGAGCGUGGUCGACGGCUCGCGAUACAUCGGCUUCAACAAGUAUGGCAAGCCGAUGAAAAACCCCCACGGCAGACAGGAGUGCUUCAACUUCAUCAAGUACAACCCCCACGCCGACAUAAACCACCACAACAGCCUAGUGAACGCGGAGAUGGGCGGUAUGGAGCCGCGGGAGCCGUUCGUCGUCUCGAGGAAGCCAUCGCCGGUGAUGAGGGCCACGAAGAACUCCCUGUUGCAGGCCGACAGCGCGAGGGAGCACGCGCACACGUCCACGCAUCGCCAUCGGCAUUCGAAUCGCUGGAAGAUGCGGCAGGACGGAGCGGACUCGGGGCCCCGGAGACGACACGAGAGUCGCCUCCUCGUCGAGGCCAGCAGCAAGUAUUGAGCCGCGUGCGAGCUCGCCGAUCAAGACUGCCUCCUCCAUUACCCCGUGAGAACCUGAGAUCAGACUGCCAAAUAUAUAUACGCUGGUGGACCGCUCGUGGUCGGGAUGUCAGGAGCCCACUUAACGGCGCCUCGUGAGUCGCGACUCGAAGCACCACGUAUUCGUUCGAAUUCGGUCGGCGAAUCGAGAGCGUGGACGCGACCGCUUGCGAGAACCGUGUGCGAGAACGCGCGCAUACACACGCACACAUACGCACGCCUUAUAGCUGCGCCCGUUCAGUUUCCGUUUCCGCCCGGGUGACGUUUCCGCGGCGGGAACGGGCGUCGUCGUCGAGCGUCGUCACUUGACGUAAGAUCGAGGGAGACGCGGGACGACCUGGAAGCGCGAGCGCGCGAGUUCCCGCCCGACGAAGCUAUCUCGAUUUCACGCGGUUAAGUUCGAUUUACACUUGCCCCGACUGACCCCUUCAGGCAAGUACGUACCUCGUAACGAUAAGAGCGUUUUUUUUUUCUAAUCAUUGAUUCCUCGUGAGUUUGGUUCGCGCGAUGAAUCGUUCGUUAUCUCUCUGUUCUCGUCUCUUUUUUUUAUACAUUCAAUCACUCUCUCUCUCUCUCCUCUCUCUCUCUCUCUCUUUUUCUCGCUCUAUCUAUUUAUCUACCUAGUUAUCUAUCCUUCUUUCUUUCUUUUCUUAAUCUCGUGACGAAGCGUGGCCAAUUAGUACAUAUUUCUUUCACACUCGAUGCUGCGCGUCGCGAUAAACUGCGAUACAGUCAUGUAAAUUCGUUUGAGCCGUUAUUGCCCAAUCGAUCGUUUGAUGCGAAUGGAAGAAAUUCACGUCGUAGAAACGCAACCGAACGGCUGCUGUGCUUCGAGCGCGGUCACUGGCCCGCGAUGGUAGCGCAAAAAGACGCGCGGACGACGCACGCCGAUGGACGUGUCUUCCGGACUUGCCCGACAAAGGUAUCCGGAUAUCGUGAAAUGUUCAAUAUACACAUUCAUAUAUUUUUUCCGAAAUUAAAAAAUUAAUACAAUUAUCGUAAUCUUAAUUUGUUGAAAAAUGAAAUUGAUAUAAAAAAAUUCGAUAAAAUGCCCGAUAUUGGUGCAACUCGAUACGAGGAAACCAAGAAACAAAUAGACGAUUUUGUUUAUAUUAUACUGAUGACCCCACUCAUUGAUUCGGCUCUUUUUCAAAUUUAUGCGUAAGAGGAUCACGAUGUCCGGUUGCGGUCGAUUCCUUCCCCCGGGAAUCAAAGCGGGAACGGAUUGUCGGCGCUGGUCCAGCGAAGAAAUACUCGUCACAUCGCGGAUGCUCGUACGUCGUCGUUCUUACGCCCUCCUGCGCAGUUAGAGCUCACGCCGCGCAAGACUCUCUCGCUCGCUGUGCUAAUUACGCCGCCUAACGUAGCGUGCGUGCGUGCCUGCCCGCGUGUAUGAAUAAUGUGUGCGUGCCUGCCUGCGUGUUCGCGACGCAGGCCUUACCGCCGCCGACGCACAAACUCAUGGUACGAUCGAUUACGAACGUGCCGAGAGUAUAUGACGACCGACGACAGUUCUCCGAGUUUCUUCUUCGAAUAAUUCAAGCUUAUAUUUUCCCCUCGAGUCGUCGAUGUGUUUCACGGCUACGAUGAAUUUUAUAUAUAUCGAGAAUAUCCUGGAAGAUUAAUAACGAUGUCAUUGCGUGGCUUUGAGAUACAAGAAACACAAUGUUUCAGAUGCGGGACAUUUGAAGGCUUAAUGUAAACAAGGCUCGAAAAGGAGCGUCACGUUUUCAAAAAAUAUUACUUUUGUAUUUAUAUAAGAGCUCUCUAUGCUAAUAUAUUGGCAGCAGGCAAGCUGUACACGUAAUUUUUGAGAAUUCUUAUGAGAUACGCAAUGAAAGAAAGAAAGAAAGAAAAGAUAAAGAGUAUAUUUCUAUAAAAUGGCAUCGAUUGAAAAACUAUCGACGUAUAUUUUCUAAAUAAUUUCCCACGUGAAAUCUAUCUCGAGACACUUUUCCUUUCGAGCAUUCGGACAACGGCGAUCGGUUGGAACUGCAUGUUUGUGCGCGAGCAUAUAUUAUAUUUGUGUGCAUUUUGCGUGCAUACGUAUUUCGCCUCCGGAACGCGUGUGAAUGCGUGUAAUAUAUAAUGCAUUAUCGUUAAUGAACUUAAUCCUUAGAAUGCUAUCGCAGACUGUAUUAUUAGGCUAGGUACAUGAAUAUAUGACGCGGUGGCGACUCGACGAAGGGAGCCAGGGACGCCGAGUUCUUUUUGCGAGAACGUCUCGUGCGAUCUUAUUUUUCGCUUCUAUUUUCCCGACUGGACGCCGUCCUCGCGCGUCGCGCCGUUUUAUCUUCUACAGGCACGAGAAAGGCACCCUGGGCUGAUUCCACUUUCGCAGAUUCGCCACGUAAGGAGCGCCUGUUCCCUCUCCCCUUGAAAGAAAAAAAAAAGAGAUCAAUCCCUAUAUAGGUAGCUUAUUUAUUGAAAUCAUGUCUAGGUACUACGAAAGCCGAAACGCCCGAGAGACUCUU